Molecule: messenger RNA, 684 nt
Organism: Notechis scutatus (mainland tiger snake)
Lineage: Eukaryota; Metazoa; Chordata; Lepidosauria; Squamata; Elapidae
Source: RefSeq, a predicted model, not a curated record
GUCGGGGGCGCGUAAGCAAGCAGGCCCCGGGCGGCGGAGCCGGGCCGAAACUUCAAAAGGUUGCGCGUUGCCAUGGCUACUGUCACUCACGGGAUUUCCAUGGCAACGGGGUGGAACCGGACGGGGGCGCUGGGGCGAGCUUGUUGGGGAACCGGGGCGUCUUCCCUGCUUGCAAAUCGCGGGGUGAUCCGGCGGGCCUUUGCUUCGGGAGCCGCGGCCAUGGCGGCCCUUAAGGUUGGGGACAAGCUUCCCAGCGUGGAGGUCUACGAGGGAGACCCUUCCAACAAAGUGAACCUGUCCAGCCUCUUCAAAGGGAAAAAGGGCAUUCUUUUUGGGGUGCCCGGUGCCUUCACCCCCGGUUGUUCCAAAACGCAUCUGCCCGGCUAUGUGGAGAAAGCAGGACAACUGAAGGGCAAAGGCGUUGAGAUCAUUGCUUGCUUGUCAGUCAACGAUAUCUUUGUGAUGAACGAAUGGGGAAAGGCUCACCAAGCUGAAGGAAAGGUAAAAAACAAAAGGGGGUGGGGGUUGGAUAGGAGAUUUUUUCUCCCCCCAUACCCCUGUUUAAUUUUUCCAAGCUGCAAAGCGUUGUGGAAGAAAUGUACAUCCAUGUUUCUCAACCGUGGCCAUUUUAAGAGAUGCGGACUUCAAUUCCCAGAAUUCCCCAGGUGAGAAUUCUGUGGCCAG